Molecule: messenger RNA, 598 nt
Organism: Empidonax traillii (willow flycatcher)
Lineage: Eukaryota; Metazoa; Chordata; Aves; Passeriformes; Tyrannidae
Product: bone marrow proteoglycan-like
Exons: 5
Coding region: 1-555 (184 amino acids)
Molecular function (GO): signaling receptor activity
Source: RefSeq, a predicted model, not a curated record
AUGUGGCCCUGCCUGCUGCUCGCCCUGGCCCUGCUGGGCACUGUCCCCACCAGCCACCCCACCCCCCCCCAGCCUCAGGGGCUCCCCGCUGCCGAGGCCAUCCCUCAGCGUUACUACGCGGUGGUGAAGAGGCUGCGCACCUACUCAGGUGCCCAGAGCGGCGGUGCCGGGAGGUGCCAGCAGGCGCAGGUGCGUACAGGGGUGCGGAGGCACGGGUGGGAGCGGUGGGUGCCAGGCUGUGCCUGUCCCCAGGCCUACUGCCAGGAUGUGUACCGGGGCCAGCUGGCCUCGCUGCACAGCGCCGCCCGCAACCAGGAGCUGCAGAAACUGGCCCGCACCUACACCUACUUCGCUGUCUGGAUCGGGGCCGUCACCAGCCGAAAGACAGGGAAGUGGGAGUCGUGCUGGGAGGACUCCAGCCCCUGGAACUACGCCAACUGGGCACCCACCCACCCCUGCCACAUUGUGACCACCUGCACCACCCUCAGCACCCGAGAUGGGCUCUGGCGCAGCCGCCCCUGUUUCGAGCUGCGCCCCUUCAUCUGCCAGUACUGAACUCCCAGUGCUGCUGUUGCCCCCCAGUUCCCUUUCCAGUAAA